UUCCUGCCCUUGCCGGCUUUUUGACCGCUAUUAAAUGAGUUCGAAGUGUUCAUCCCACAGCAAUCCCAUUUUCAGAUCACACCCAAUGGCUUCUCUCCUCGUCGCGCCUCCCUUCAAUUUCGCAUUUCGAUCUGUGGUCUUUUUGGUAAUUAUCUGGAUUGGAUUGUUUUGCAUCGUAGAGAUCAGUGCUGGUGGGGAUGUAGGAGAAGUGUUGGGAAAGGGAGGGCAUAAACAGAGAGAGUUUGACUACUUCAAGCUGUCUCUCCAAUGGCCGGGUACCGUAUGCCACAGAACUCGCCAUUGUUGUUCCUCCAAUGGCUGCUGUCGAGGCUCAAAUGCGCCGACAGGGUUUACAAUACAUGGACUUUGGCCAGAUUAUAAUGAUGGAACUUGGCCUGCAUGUUGCAAUGGUAAAAGAUUCGAUGUUAAAGAGAUCUCGACAUUGCUUGGUGCCUUGAACAAGUUCUGGCCAUCGUUAAGCUGCAGUUCUCCAUCAAACUGCCAUGGUGGAAAAGGAUUAUUUUGGGAACAUGAGUGGGAAAAGCAUGGAACUUGUGCCUCUUCAGUUGUAGGAGAUGAAUACAAGUACUUCUUGACGACACUUAAUAUUUAUUUCAAAUAUAACAUAACGGAAGUUCUCAGAGAAGCUGGAUAUGUAGCAUCUAACUCGGAAAAAUAUCCUUUAGGAGGCAUUAUUUCAGCCAUUCAAAAUGCUUUCCAUACAACUCCAGAAUUGGAAUGCUCAGGUGAUGCUGUUGAGGAACUUCGGUUAUGCUUCGAUAAGAAUUUUAAGCCUCGAGAUUGUGCAGUUGAUUCCAACACCGAAAGCGGCAUUGUUACUUCAAAAAAAUCGUGCCCCAGAUAUGUGAGCUUGCCAGAUUAUGUUUCACUGAACGUUGGGAAGAAUGACGCUGAAGUUUCACAAGCUACAGUACAUUCUUCCAUUUGAAUGGUGCUGUCCGACAACAGACCCUAGUUUGCUUGUUAUGCUUAUCAGCUAAUCAUGCCAGUGCGUUCAUAUGUAUUGGUCAUAAAUGAAAAUGCUUCAUGUUGUAAGCUUUUAGUGAAAUGUGAUUUUUCUGGUAAUAAUACCAUUCAUAGUCUCCAGCAACUGUAAACCAGAAAGAGAAGCAUGUCUAAAAGUCCUUGUACGGUUGCCACCACCAACCCCCUUACUCUCUUUUGUACAGUCUUUAAAAUGUAUUCUACGGAGGAGUGACGACGUUUCAUGUUGUAUGAACAAUGGAAACAGGGCACUGUGUAUUUGAACUCGCAACAUAUCCAUCGCUGCUUUUGUUUCAGUUCCAUUUGUAUCA
Sesamum indicum (sesame) is the source of this 1316-nucleotide messenger RNA. Lineage: Eukaryota; Viridiplantae; Streptophyta; Magnoliopsida; Lamiales; Pedaliaceae. The record is from RefSeq and is a predicted model, not a curated record.